AAUUAUUUUUUUGGAUCAUUCAAAUUUCAAACAACAAUAAUAUUUCCUGUUGGAAAAAGUUGCUAAAUUCUCUAUUUCUCUGAAUUGAUCGAUUGAUAUAAUAUAAUACGGUACGAUAUAAUGGUUUGUUUUUGCUUUUUGGUGGAUCAGAAGAAGAUGAUGAGGCAGAGUAAGCCCGUGGCCGGUUCGUGUUCACGUUGCGGCCACGGAGCUCAAGUUGCUGAUAUGCGUACCGCUACCAGAUUUUGUUAUGUUCCAUUUUACUGGAAAUCUUGGAAGGUUAUUGUUUGUUCCUUUUGUGGUGCUGUUCUCAAAUCUUACAGAUAAUAAUAACAAUAAUAUAUAUGAAUAUAUAUAUAUAUGUAUAGUAUCUAUAGAAUAGAAACUCGAAAAUAAUAUAUAUAUAUAUAUAUAUAAAAUCGUCUUUUGUAUCGCGUCAAGAGAAAUGACAUAGAUAAGAUCAUUGCUUAAAGAGUUUCAUUGUCGAAUUGAUCUCGAAAUUGGAUCAUAUAUAUAUACAUACAUCCUUUAUGUU
Molecule: messenger RNA, 535 nt
Organism: Solanum lycopersicum (tomato)
Lineage: Eukaryota; Viridiplantae; Streptophyta; Magnoliopsida; Solanales; Solanaceae
Source: RefSeq, a predicted model, not a curated record